AUGCCAGGAAUUAAGACCGGUGUAAGCAAAACUGUUCCGGUAGUUAUCUGUUUUAACAACCGUUUCAAUGCUUUGGUCUAUGAUGGUGCCUGGCAUCAUUUGUGUUUCACUUGGGAAAACACUUAUGGUGAACUCAAACUGUACAAAAACGGUAAAUUUGAAGGCCAGCAUAGGGGUCUUGAAGUGGGAUAUACAGUCCGAUCUGGAGGCCAUUUAGUGCUCGGGCAAGAUCAAGACACCUUUGGAGGAGGUUUUCAACUGGAGAACACACUGAAUGCCCAACUGGCUGAGGUCAACAUGUGGGACCGGGUUCUGUCCGAAAGCGAAAUUGCUGCUCAGUACACAAACUGCAGGAUACCAAGUGGUCCCGUCGUCGCCUGGUCCGAAUUAAAAACGCUAACCCAUGGCAGUGUGAUUGUCAAACAUUGA
Molecule: messenger RNA, 429 nt
Organism: Pocillopora verrucosa
Lineage: Eukaryota; Metazoa; Cnidaria; Anthozoa; Scleractinia; Pocilloporidae
Source: RefSeq, a predicted model, not a curated record